AUGCGACAUUCCUACUCGGUCCCCAAAAACCCUGGAUUCAGUGUGCAUAAUAAAGAAGACCCGCCGUUUCGCCUAUACGACUGUCUUGUGUACGGGUUGGGGGAUAUUUGGAGUUAUUUGCGAACAGAAAACCUUCACUCAACCGGACACGUCGAAUUGAGGAAACCAUCCAUGAUUUGUGCUAAAAUCAAUCGCUACAGUCGAAUCCGUCAAUGGCACCUAAGGUCAUUGGACACGCUGGUUAUCCAUGCGGAGCAGAUGGAUACAAGGCCUGAGCGAGUCCCGACAAACGAAGAGGUUGUGAGUGCAAUUGGUGAAGGACCGCAUUCACCGAACAUUUCAACACCCAGUGCACAAUAG
Opisthorchis viverrini is the source of this 360-nucleotide messenger RNA. RefSeq lists its product as hypothetical. The coding region runs from base 1 to 360 and encodes 119 amino acids. The record is from RefSeq and is a predicted model, not a curated record. The transcript has a single exon. Lineage: Eukaryota; Metazoa; Platyhelminthes; Trematoda; Opisthorchiida; Opisthorchiidae.